Molecule: messenger RNA, 3151 nt
Organism: Effrenium voratum
Lineage: Eukaryota; Dinophyceae; Suessiales; Symbiodiniaceae
Source: the annotation of a GenBank genome assembly
AUGGCUUUGGCGGGGACGUCUACAGCGCCCUGCACAGGUGUUUCCGCGUCCUUGCGGACAUGGCGUUCGGGCAGGCCACCUGCAGGAUCCUCCGCAGCUUCACUGCGAGGCGAGGCUGGUCUCGUUGAUGCAUCAGCUUCAACCCGCGGUCUCCGGGCAGCGCCGGCCUUGGAAGAUGUUGUGGAGAGACCGGCAGAGUUGGCGCUCCUGGAUUUGAGGAUCAACCCGACGACCGCAUUCCCGCAGAUGGAGCGUUUGGAUGCAGCUUGGCAGAUGGGGUGUUUCUUCAAGACACGAGAGCAGGAGCUGCGAACCUGUCGAGGUCUCUUCUUUCUUGCCAUGGAGUCGGUGUCUCCCAUGUCGCCCUUCCGGCGAGCGGUGUCCGAGGGGAGCACCCGGCACAUGCACCUCUGCAUUGUGCAGUCCUCCUCUACAGAGGAGCAGGUGGCCCAGUGGCGGGAGCAAGCGGUCCUUGAGCUUCAGAAGAGCCGACUCGGAGGCGGCCGCAGCAACCGGGCCCGCGGGGGCAGCGCGGUUGCGAGCUACCCUCUGACUGGCUUCCAGUCUAUGGCAUCUCAAGUGGCGGCUGCCACCCAGGUGACUCGGGGCCCUUCGCUUUGGCCGUCGAUGCCCACGGUGGAGAUGCACGGCGAGGAGAUAUCUCAUCAGCACCAAGCAGUGCAAAGUAUGAGUUGCGUGGACAGAGUGUGGUGGCACUUCCAGGGCUGGUUCCUGGCCAUCGCGGUGGGCAUUUGCACCUCCCUCUCCGGUGCCAGUCUGGACAUGGGCGUGCAAGGCCUGUCGUCGCUGCGCUUCGGCCUUUGCAAGAGCAGCUUCUGGGUGCCGUUUCGGCACUGCCCGCAUGAGUCUUGGGUCUACUGGGGCGAGGGCGUCACCGGGCUUUUCAUCAGCGUCAGCUACGGUACUUUCCUGGCCUUUAUCUCGGGCCUACUGGUCUUCUCCUUUGCCCCUUCCGCGGCUGGCUCUGGCAUUCCGGAGGUGAAGACGAUUCUGAACGGCUUUGUCAUGGCGGACGUGGUCUCUCUCCGCACGCUGCUGAUCAAGAUCCCGGGCCUGAUGCUGUCAGUGGCCGCAGGCAUGUCCUUGGGCAAGGAAGGGCCCUUGGUCCACGUGGCAGUGUGCUGGGCUCAGCAGCUGUCCAGAUUCUUUCCGCAGUUCGCCAACGAGUCCAAGCGCCGGGAGCUCUUCUCCGCGGCGGCGGCCGCGGGGGUGAGCACCGCCUUCGGGGCGCCCCUGGGGGGAGUGCUCUUCAGCCUCGAGGAGGUGAGCACCUUCUUCCCGAGCCGCACUCUGGUGAAGUCCUUCACCGCGGCCAUGGCCGCCGCCAUCGUGCUGUCGGUGAUCAACACCACCAACACCCAGGGCCUGACUCUCUUCAGCGUCGAGUACAGCACGGCAUGCCACCCAGUCGAGUACUUGGUCUUUGCGGUGCUGGGGGUUUUGGGGGGUUUGAUCGGCGCACUCUUCAACGCGGUGAAUGUGCAGUGGUCCGCCUUGCGGAUGCUCCCCUCUUUCCGGCAGCGCGUGCACCCCGUGGCAGAGGUCACGGCCAUUGCGCUGGUGACGACACUGACGUCUUUCCCCUUGGCUAUGACUCGUGUGCUCAGCUCUGACGCAAUCCACGCCCUCUUCGAAGCCUGCGAUGCGGGAUCAGGGCGGCAGCUGCGGGGGCACCUGGGGCUCUGCACGGCGGAGGACCUCUACGCGCCCUGCACCUGGCAGCUGGUGUCGCAGCUGCUGCUGGCGGCGCUGCUGCGCCUGCUGCAGACCAUUCUCACCUUCGGCGUGCCCUGUCCAGCAGGCCUCUUUGUGCCUUCCCUGUUCACCGGCGCUGCCCUGGGCCGGCUCGUGGGCAUCCUCGUGCAGGCCAUGAACCACGAGCAACAGCUCUUCCCGCGCAGCGUGGAGCCUGGGGUGUAUGCCAUGGUGGGGGCAGCCGCCGUCCUGGGCGGCGUCUGCCGGGUCACCAUCUCCCUGGUGGCCAUCAUGCUGGAGCUCACUGGUGGCAUGACCUACAUCGUGCCCUUCAUGAUCGCGGUUGGAGACACUCUCAAUGAAGGCAUCUACGACCUGUACAUAGUUCUGAAGGGGUACCCGUUCCUUCAGGAAGACCUGGAUGUGACCUUCACAGAGAGAUGUUGCGACAUCAUGGAGACAGGCUUGACCAAGCUGGACAUGGGUCUGCAACCAACUGUUGCUGACCUGACCUGGCUGGUGCAGAACUUCCACUUCCGCGGAUAUCCGGUGGUCAAGGGCGACAGCUUCGUGGGAUAUGUCAAGCGGGAGCAUCUCCGUGAUCUGCUGGGGCACCUGACGACCCUGGGCCGCGGUGAGGCGGAAGUGGUGCAAGAAGAAGAGCUCUUGCCAGUGGUGGACAGUGCAGUGAUGAGAAUGUCCCCCGACGCUCCUCUCUCGCAGGCGCACCGCGUCUUCAAGCAGCUGGGCUGCAAGUUCAUCUUCCUGGUGGGCUCGCGACGCGGGACCACGCAGGACGUGCUGCAGGGCAUUCUAUCCAAGAAGAACUUCCUGAAGUUUCUCAAGUCCGGCAAAGUCGGGCACAUGCUGGACUAUCCAAACAGCGAGCCGUAUCGAGCGGCGCGCUUCCGGCAUGGCGGCAUGGCGGCUGACGUGGCGGUCGCCGCCAUGGAGCGUGUGCGCACGCACUCUUUUGUGGCCUCGCUCUUCAACAACUCUCGGCGGAGGUCUGACUCCAUGCUGGAGGCACUGCGAGCACCAGAGGCGUCCAGCUCGGGUGGGGAGGAACGCGAGGAGGUGUGGGAUCCGGAGGCCAGCAUGACAAGCUCCGAGUUUGUGAUGCAGGAUCACUCGGAGCGCCCAGACGAAGCAGCUCGGUGAGCUCGGCAUCCCGUGAGAGCCGUAGGACUGUGCGGGUUUUCAAGGACUGGCGCGUGCAGGCGCCAAAACGGGUAAACCUGUCCCUGGCAGCAAGAAAGACGUGGAGGCGUCGCGAAUUCAUGGCUCCAUGGCCUCAUUUUCCAGGUGCUCUUAUUUUCCAGGUACCCAGAAGCUGGCACGUCCAAUGGCGUGGCUGGUGGUGACUGGGUUUCCUGUGGGCAAAGUCCUGUGCGGUUCCCGAACCUCAGCUGGCAGUAGAUCGAGCAUUUAGAGG